Eucalyptus grandis is the source of this 2383-nucleotide messenger RNA. Its product is annotated as multicopper oxidase LPR1 homolog 1. Gene Ontology annotation, biological process: carbohydrate metabolic process. The transcript is spliced from 4 exons. Gene Ontology annotation, molecular function: copper ion binding; oxidoreductase activity; hydrolase activity, hydrolyzing O-glycosyl compounds. The record is from RefSeq and is a predicted model, not a curated record. The coding region runs from base 84 to 2120 and encodes 678 amino acids. Lineage: Eukaryota; Viridiplantae; Streptophyta; Magnoliopsida; Myrtales; Myrtaceae.
CUUGCUCUAUAAAUAGACGCUCUCCUUCUCAAGGCAAACCUAAACUCCCUCUCGCCCUCCCUCUUUCUAGAGAGCGCUGAAGUAUGAAGAUGAGAAUCCAAGUCCAAUUGAUGUUGUUGUUGUGGUGGCUGUGGUGGCUGUCGGGCCUCGUGACAAGGUCAACCAUGGCCCAAGAGACGGUGAUCCCUAAAACAAUGCAUCUCGGCACCGGUGGGCCAAGCCGGCCGGCCUUUCCGAAGGGCUUCGCUCGGGGGACUAUGAUCUCAGCUUAUCAAGUCGAAGGCAUGGCCGACAGAGAAGGAUGCGGGCCUAGCAUCUGGGACGUCUUCGUCAAAAUUCCAGGCGAAGAUUUGAAGGUUUUCAUGAGAAGGAAGGCAGAGAUGAUAUGGGAACUGAUCAUGUUGAUAGUGAUGGGUGGCCGUGGUGUGUCGAUGGCCCAACAGCCACCGCCGGUGACGGAGGAGAUUCUACGUCAAGUGGCCGCUUCUCUCCAAAUGUACGUGGACGAGCUCCCUCAAAUGCCCAAGCUCUUCGGAUACACCCUCGACACCGGUUCGCCUAAACCUGGUAAUCUCACCAUCGGCAUGUACAAGACCAAAUGGAAAUUUCACCGGGAUUUACCUGCAACAACUGUAUUUGCCUAUGGAACAUCUGCUCAAACAGCCACGGUGCCCGGCCCCGCCAUUGAAGCAAUCCGAGGUGUGUCGACGUCUGUGAAAUGGGAAAACCACCUCCCCGAGUCACACAUACUGCCAUGGGACCCGACUAUUCCCACCACAGUCCCCAGGCACGGAGGUGUCCCCACAGUCGUGCAUCUCCACGGCGGUGUCCACCCCCCAGAAUCGGACGGCAGUGCUCUCGCUUGGUUCACCUCCGACUUCAAGGAGACCGGUUCCGCGUGGUCCCAGUCCACAUACACAUACCCAAACGUACAGAACUCCGGGACCUUAUGGUACCACGACCACGCCCUCGGUCUAACCCGGGUCAACAUCUUGGCUGGCCUGAUCGGCUCCUAUGUCCUUCGAGACCCGGCCCUCGAUGCGAGGAUGAACCUACCUGUUGGCCCGGAGUUUGAUCGCCAGUUGAUGAUCUUUGAUCGAAGCUUCUAUAAGGACGGAUCCUUGUAUUUAAACUACACCGGAAACAACCCAACUAUCCAUCCUCAGUGGCAGCCGGAGUAUUUCGGAGAGGCCAUCAUAGUCAACGGCAAGGCGUGGCCUUAUCUCCGAGUCCAGCGUAGAAAAUACCGAUUCCGCAUAAUCAACGUCUCUAACGCGCGGUAUUACAAUCUCGCAUUGACCGACGGCCUAUCGUUCACGGUGGUGGGAUCGGACUCGUCGUACUUAGCCUCACCCGUCGCCACCCAGCAGAUUCUCCUAUCGCCUUCCGAGGCCUUCGACGUGGUUGUCGACUUCUCCACCGCCACUGCGACCGAAUCCAUAUUGACCAACGACGCCCCUUACCCGUAUCCGACUGGGACUCGGCCCGAUCAACGAAUGGGCCAGGUCAUGAAGUUCAUCAUCAAGCCCGGAGCCCCCAGCCCACCCGACACUUCCCGUGUCCCAGCAAGUCUGGUGCCAAGCCAGGCGGCGGUGGCUGUCGGAGCCUCCCUCACGCGAUACAUCACAUUGUACGAGUACCUGAGCCCGGCCAGUUUGCCCACCCAUCUAUACAUAAACGGCAAGAGCUUCCUCGAUCCGGCCACGGAGACUCCAAAGUCCGGAUCCACCGAGGUGUGGGAGGUAAUCAACUUGACCGGAGACAACCAUCCGCUUCAUAUUCACCUAGCGACUUUUCAGGCGAUCAAAGUGCAGCAGCUGAUGGAUGAGCAAGGAUUCUUGAACUGCAUGACCAGCAAGAAUGACGCAGUGGCAUGCAACGUAACGGGCCAUGCAACUGGGCCCACUCUCGACGUUCCGCCCCAUGAGAGGGCGUGGAAGAACGUCGUCAAGAUGGAGCCCGGUUACAAAACGACGGUCGUCGUGCACUUCAAUUUGGUGGAACAAAACAAUGCUCCGUACCCUUUUGAUGCCACGUCAGCUCCAGGAUAUGUUUACCACUGCCACAUAUUGGAUCAUGAAGAUAAUGAGAUGAUCCGGCCCCUGAUGCUGGUAAAAUGAGAAGAUAUUGAUCUUGUGCGCGAGCUUCGAGAUGGCGUUUUCAAGCGUGAAUUAAUGUUGAUGUGACAUACUCAUGUCCUUAAGUUGUGUUGUCUGUUUUCUUCCUUCUCCAGUUCAAGGGUGAAUUAAUGUUCAUGUGAAAAAGAGUGAUUCGAGAGUCGAGACCAACAUGAGUAUACUUGUAAUGUUAUCUAGAACUAUGAAAGGCGUGGUAUUUGGUGGGUUUCGCAUAAACGAGCCAAAUUUCUAUUAGAAUAUUUAAA